Molecule: messenger RNA, 2767 nt
Organism: Rhagoletis pomonella (apple maggot)
Lineage: Eukaryota; Metazoa; Arthropoda; Insecta; Diptera; Tephritidae
Gene: Smox
Product: mothers against decapentaplegic homolog 3
Exons: 4
Coding region: 860-2284 (474 amino acids)
Biological process (GO): anatomical structure morphogenesis; regulation of transcription by RNA polymerase II; BMP signaling pathway
Cellular component (GO): heteromeric SMAD protein complex
Molecular function (GO): RNA polymerase II cis-regulatory region sequence-specific DNA binding; DNA-binding transcription factor activity, RNA polymerase II-specific; I-SMAD binding
Source: RefSeq, a predicted model, not a curated record
UGGCAAGGCCCUUUGCCGAAUGACGACGAAAUGAAUAAGACGAUUGUAAAUUUUGCUUUGUGCGGAGGCGAGUUUAUUUUCAUUUUCAUUUUCCAAAUUUUUACAGUUUCUGUACGUUUAUAAUUGCAAAAAUUUGCAGAAAAAGCUUACAAGCGCGUGUAAAAUUUAAACGCAAAAUUACUUAAGAUCAGUUUGGCAUAAAUAGUGAAGCCAACGGCAUUUGCUAUCACUGGUCGUCUGGCAAAGGCAAAAGCGAUUGAUUAGCAGAAUUGAGAAGGAAGUGCAAGGAGGAAGAGGAAGUAGAGUAAAACGAAAAGGAAGGGAAGAAAGUGCACAAACGAAUAAAUACUUGGGGUGAGAAUACUGCAAAGGCAAUAGAACAACAAGGUCCACAGCAACAGUGCGAGACGAUGCAUUUUAAACGUCUCUAAAAAGGAAACAAAGCAGAAAACAUAUCCAGUCGGCAGAAGGAAGAGGCAAGAAAAGUAUCCAUCAGACGACGGCGAUGACGACUCUGUUGUAGAACGGAAAGCACAAAAAAGUGUGAAAGGUCAGCAGACAGACGAAGAGGAGACGGAAAAUAAAGAAACCGUGCAAAAUAGUAUACUCAGCCAAAUUGCAGUAUACAUAUUGGCCACAAGUCUGGAUUGGAACUCGCCAGUAAUCUUAUUAUUUGCUACUAGCUGCCAUUGUAAGCAACCGACCGCGCAAGUGCUAACGACCACCGCCAGAUUAUCAUACAUUUCACAGAUAUUUCUUCGUACCGGAAGCAGGUGUAUAUAUUUAGGACAAGCCGGAUCUAUAGCAUUUGUUGACGACUCUACCAGUCGACCAGUGCACGCUUGCUGGGCCACGUGCGAUGUUGCCAUUCACCCCACAAGUAGUUAAACGUUUGUUAGCACUCAAGAAGGGCAACGAAGAUACGGUCGAGGGGAAGUGGUCAGAAAAGGCGGUUAAAAAUCUAGUAAAGAAAGUGAAGAAGAACAUACAACUCGAAGAGUUAGAACGUGCCAUUUCCACACAAAAUUGUAAUACACGCUGUGUCACCGUACCGCGUAGUAAGCCAGGCGCUACUGGCGAAAAUUUGCGCAAAGGACAACCUCAUGUCAUAUAUUGCCGCGUAUGGCGUUGGCCAGAUCUACAAUCUCAGAAUGAAUUGAAAGCUUUGGAUCAUUGCGAAUACGCUUUUCACUUGCGUAAAGACGAGAUUUGUAUCAAUCCAUAUCAUUACAAAAAGAUUGAACUAUCGAUUUUGGUGCCAAAAUCAUUGCCUACACCGCCUGACUCAAUUACCGAUUAUCCAUUGGAUAAUCACACCCACCAAAUACCUAAUAAUACAGAGUACAAUGCCGCUACUAUACGCAGCGCCUCUCUGAGUCCGCCACAGUAUAUGGAGUUGUCAAGUCACCAUCAUCAACAACAACAGCAUUCGCCGGGUAGUUUAGUUGGUUUGGGCAUGAGUGCAGCUCAACAACAACAACAACAAAUCAAUGGCUCACUUGUAGGAUCUGGCGCUUGUAACAUGGACUCGCAAUCAAGUGUGCUAAGUGUUGGCAGUAGCAUUCCCAACACGGGCACACCUCCACCUGGCUACAUGAGCGAAGAUGGUGAUCCCAUUGACCCGAAUGACAAUAUGAACAUGUCGAGGUUGACGCCACCAGUCGAUGCUAGUCCCGUAAUGUACCAUGAGCCCGCUUUCUGGUGCUCAAUUUCUUAUUAUGAACUUAACACGCGUGUCGGUGAAACCUUCCAUGCCUCGCAACCAUCUAUUACAGUAGAUGGUUUCACCGAUCCCUCAAACUCUGAGCGUUUCUGUCUUGGCCUACUCUCCAAUGUAAAUCGUAAUGAAGUGGUUGAACAGACUCGUCGCCACAUUGCCAAAGGAGUACGUCUUUAUUAUAUUGGGGGUGAGGUGUUCGCAGAAUGCCUCAGUGAUUCGUCAAUAUUUGUGCAAAGUCCUAAUUGUAAUCAACGCUAUGGAUGGCAUCCAGCUACUGUCUGUAAAAUACCACCAGGAUGUAAUUUGAAAAUCUUUAAUAAUCAAGAAUUCGCAGCAUUGCUAUCGCAAUCAGUAUCACAGGGUUUUGAGGCCGUAUAUCAAUUAACGCGUAUGUGUACCAUACGCAUGUCAUUUGUGAAGGGUUGGGGUGCAGAAUAUAGACGUCAGACGGUUACUUCAACUCCGUGUUGGAUUGAGUUGCAUUUGAAUGGGCCGCUACAAUGGUUGGAUCGUGUUCUCACGCAGAUGGGUUCGCCGCGCUUGCCAUGCAGCUCCAUGUCUUAAACACACCGAAACGCAUAAAAGGAAAAAAUGUGAAGCGAGAAAGAUGAAAAAAGGAGUUAGGAGUGCAUUAAUGCAUUAAAAUCAAUGCCAACCGAGGAGUAACCUAUGUUUGCACAUAUAUAUGUAUGUAUGUAUUGAAUAAGUAUACGUAAAAAUUAGUGAUUCAAAUAAUUGGAAACUUUUUUUCUAAAAUGUUUCAAAUGCCCUUAAUCGUGGUUGUUUUGUGUGAGAUUCCCUAGAAAUUAAAUUCGAACGGUGUUCACAUGAGGCGAUUUUCCAGGCAAUUUAAGAGGCGAUUAGUUGAACCAAAAGUUGGCUGCACCCCAAGCUUGGUCCCCAACUUCAUUGGAAGCGGUUAGUUCAUACCAGGCGAUUGUUGAUUUCAACUAAAAGUUGCCUGUAAAAUCGCCUCAUGCAAACACCAUAUUAAAGAUAGAAGCGAUGUUAAAAUAAAUUUUUGCAAUUUAUUGCCAAUGACAGAUA